This is a messenger RNA of Aphis gossypii (cotton aphid), 3003 nucleotides long. RefSeq names its product neurochondrin homolog (gene Neurochondrin). The record is from RefSeq and is a predicted model, not a curated record. Bases 569 to 2800 code for a protein of 743 amino acids. Lineage: Eukaryota; Metazoa; Arthropoda; Insecta; Hemiptera; Aphididae. Gene Ontology annotation, cellular component: dendrite. Gene Ontology annotation, biological process: regulation of neuronal synaptic plasticity; neuron projection development. The transcript is spliced from 3 exons.
CGAGCUCUCGGGCCAGACGUUUUCCGAGGAAAAUAUAGUAAAUAAUAUAUUCGGCCGGUUUCGGUUGCAAGGCGUAACGGGCAAGACCGACGAAGACGACGAUCUCAUCGUCGUUGGCCUGCGCUCAAGUCUAAGCACCAAUAGGCAAUGAUGACGAUAAUAAUAACGACGACGCGUACACGUGCCGACCGUCUCCAUCAUUCUCUCGCGAUUCACAAGUGUUCGCCGCCCGUUGUUUGGCCACCGGCCAGUUCGUCGUGAGAUCCGUAGCGUCUUUUUUUUUAUUAUUAUCGUUAAAUUUUUUUUAUAGCUUAACAGGACCCGAUCGGAUCCGAGUGGAGAGGAACUACUGCUGCCGCCGCUUUAUAUUAUUAUUAGCCGUUAUGUAAUAUUGUUCGAAACCUGGCACGGUUCCCGGCAUAGCUGCUGCCGCCGAGCGGUGGUAAACUUCCGAACAGCUAAAUAUAGAAGUAGUCGACUGAAGAGUCGCACCGACUUGCUCUCCGCUUCGGAAAUUCAAUACAAUCGCUGUCGUCUCCCGAGUGUGUGCGUCCGGCAGUGCGUCAGAAUGAGCGACGAAGUGCUGGAGUCGGUCAAGAAAUGCGUGGGCGUUAUAAAAGGUGCAAAGACGGACACUGAAAAAUUCGCCGCACUGUUUAUGGUCACUAAGACAGUGAAGGCCGAGAAAUGCAACCCUCGCUCCAAGCUUGCCCUGUUCGAAGCCAUCGAGUUCAAAUUCAUCAAGCGUUUGUUGCUCAGCGACGAAGUGCCAGCCGGCUGCCCGCCGUUUGUCUACAAGUCUGUGGCGAUGAGCAUACUCACAGCGCUGUGCAGUGUCCAAGAGGUUGCCACUCAUCAAGAAAUAUUACAGAAUGUUGACGUGUUUCUAGAUAUUGUACUCGGCGAAGGCGAUGAAGACGAGGACGAAGCAGACGAGGACAAUCUCAUGCUGGUUAAUGAGGCUUACAAGUGUUUAAAUUUUAUUGCAACAUUUGAACAGGGCUUAAAAGCACUGUUUGAUGUCGACACGGUAGGAAAAAUGUGUAAGGUGUAUUCACAAAAAAGCUUUCAGACAGAUGAAGCAUUGUCAUUGCUUGUGACUAUCGUUGAAAAGUUUGGUCCACCUUCCUGGGAAAACAAUGUCGAAAACUUUAACACACUGAUGAACAUCUUGGCUGUAGAUUUUGAAACUGACCACAGCGAACGAAAAUUUAAACUAUGUUCAAUACUUUCGCCUUUAUUAGGCAAUUGCCCAGUAGAAAUUGUACAAAAUUCACAAAACACUUGCGAUAAUGAAAUAUGGCCUUCCAAAUUAUUCUUAGGACUACGAGACAUAUUAACUAGUAAGCUUGUUAAAGCACAACGAGAUCCAGCCAUCAAGUUAGCAUCACAGAUGCUUACAACAUUUGGUGCUGAAUGGUCUCUACAAGAUGAAGCCAAACCAAAAGUAUUUUUCUUGAUGUUAAUACAUUUGGCUUCGAUUGAAAUACGUAUGCAGUUAGAAGAUAAAAAAUUUGAACAGGUGUUGGCUGCAGAAAAUUUACUUGGUUCAUGUUUCACAAUUCUAGAAAUAUCAAUUGCUUUUCUAUCGGCAGACACUUUAGAUUUAGAACAAAAAGAAAAACAGCAAACAUAUACGGCACUUAAAGGAGCAUUUACAGCAGUAUUAAACGUUCUAAAAACAUUGUCUGUAUCUAAAAAACCCUUAGAAACCAAAGAAAAAUGUUUUGUAUGUUUAAUGCUCAUGUCACUUUCUGCGUGGUUGACAUUAGAAACAUCUGCAAUGAAACCUGCUGUAAACAAUAUUUUGCCAUUUGCUUUACAGAUUGCCAAUGAAUCGUUUUUUGCAUAUCGAGCACGUUACAUAUCUGAAAAUGUCAAAUCUGAAGAUAAACCAGUAACAUAUGAUCCUUUGAGUUCCGUAGAUGUAUUGAGAGCAUUUUUACCAGCGUUAUGUCAUAUAACAGUAGAUGACAAGGGCCGUGCUGUAUUGUUAAAAAUUAAACAAGAAGAGGUAUUGCAAGAAUGUUUGGCUUUUCAUUGGUCAAUUGCUCAUUACAAAAAACCAUUGAUACCAAAAUCUGAAAGAUGUAAACCCAGAGGACCAGAACCCGAAAUCCCAGCUGAACGUCUGAAAAAAAUGGCUGACUCUAGAGGAGCAAUUAUUAGUAUAUGUAAUACAUUUAUGAAUAUUUGUGUUCUAGAAGUAGAUCAUGUGAAAGAUAGUCCAUUAUUUUUUACCCUUAUGAAAUUUGUGUUUGAUAAUCUACCUGAGUUAAAGAACAAUCAUGACAACCUCGUUGUAUAUGGCAACAUGGCCGUUUUGGGUUUAUUACUUCUGAAAUUGAAGACUGCGUACAUUAAGAAAAAUGACUUCUCUAUUUGCCGUUAUAUACAGUCAACCAUUCGAUUUUUAUGGGAUGCAUAUACAGUUGAUGAAAACAGCAAUAAUUCACGAUUUGCAUUAGGCCAGUUGGUUGUGACUAUGACUUAUAAAGAAUCGUGGAUGGAGUUGCAAGAGUUGUGGUUUUUAGGCAUGCAAAAUCUUAGUGGCAUCUUAACUCUUGUUCCAUGGAUAUCAGAAUUUGCAAUCGAAAGUGGUUGGGCAGAAGGUAUCAUAGACAUGUUAGUGAAAAUUAAGCCGGGCUCUCUUCCAACCAAUGUAAAAUAUGCUUAUGAAGAUUUACUAUGCCGCCUCAUUGAUGCAAACAGUGAUUUGGUAGCCACGCUCAAGAAAAAAGAUGCUAUUACUGCUUGCCGGGGUCAUAAAUUUAUGGAAUUAGGUAAAAAAUUAUUUUGAGAAUAAUUAUAUUGUAAAACCAUUUGUAUUUUAUUUUCUAUAGCAUUUAUACUUUUAAACAUUUUCAUUUUAUUGUAAACAAAAAAAAACAAUUAAUUAUAUACUAUAGUACUUGAGUCAAAAAGCAUAUUCAAUUAAAGACUAAUAUUAUUGAUAAGGAUAAAUAUUUAAAAAUAUAUUUUUAAUUUUAUGAAAUUAUGAAA